Molecule: messenger RNA, 1113 nt
Organism: Aspergillus niger
Lineage: Eukaryota; Fungi; Ascomycota; Eurotiomycetes; Eurotiales; Aspergillaceae
Exons: 3
Coding region: 1-1113 (370 amino acids)
Molecular function (GO): zinc ion binding; oxidoreductase activity
Source: RefSeq, a predicted model, not a curated record
AUGGCUGCGACCGCCACAGCACUGGUGAUGAGAGAGGUGAAUAGUCCACUCAGCCUGGAGGACAUUCGUCUUAAUGACCUGAGAGCCGACGAAGUGCUAGUCGAAAUUCAUGCGACAGGCAUCUGUCAUACAGAUCUGUCUUGUAUGAAUGGAAAUUUACCUGCAUCUACUCCAUGUGUAUUCGGACACGAAGGGGCUGGGGUCGUUGUGAAAACCGGCAGCAGCAUCACACAUCUCCAUGUAGACGACAAGGUGUUAUUGAGUUAUGCAUUCUGCGGAAAUUGCGAGCAAUGCACCAGCGAACAUCCAGCAUAUUGCAACCAGUGGGUGCCGAGCAACUUCGGUCAACAAAGGUCAGAUGGGAGCUUUACCCUGUCUUUCCCGAACGGAGAUCCUCUGCGUGGAAAUUUCUUCGGUCAGAGUUCUUUCGCCAGUUUGGCCAUUGUGCAUGCAUCAUGUGUUGUGAAAGUGGGUCCUGAAUGUCCUUUGGAUAGAUUCGCACCGCUAGGUUGUGGAUUCCAGACUGGAGCAGGGGCAGUGAUAAACACACUUGACGUGCAACCAGGAUCAAGCCUAGCGGUAUUCGGUGCUGGUUCCGUGGGUAUGAGUGCUAUCAUGGCGGGGAAGAUACGUGGCGCAAAGACUAUUAUCGCCGUGGACUUAAAUCAGGAUCGGCUAGACCUUGCGAAGAAGCUUGGAGCGACACAUACCAUUAUCGGAUCUGAUGAGGACAUUGUCAAGCAGAUCCAAGCGAUUUGUCCACCGCUUGGAGUGCAGUAUGCCGUUGACUGUACCGGUGUUCCGGCAGUUGUUGAGAAAGCUAUUCAGGCGCUUGGGACGCGAGGAAAAUUGGCCACUGUUGGUGCUCCAACACCCGGAAAAACAGCUAAAGUCGAUAUAUUCGCACAACUGGUGUUCGGUCGCCAGUAUGUAGGUUGCUGUGAGGGAGACGGUCAACCCGAAAAGUUCCUGCCAUACCUCAUUGAGCAAAAUACCAAAGGGAACUAUCCCAUCGAGGAACUCAUCAAGAACUAUCCGAUUGAGAAAUAUGAUGAAGCAAUCAGCGAUAUGAAGACCGGCAAGACUUUGAAGGCAGUGCUACUGUGGAAGUAG